CGUCCACAGUGUUCAUUACAUAAACAAUGGCUGAGCCGCACAGACGGCGACAUGAGCUCGGAGACAGAAAGCCGUCACCUGCACGACCAUCCUCCGCAACAAACACAGCCACUUCCGGUGACAGCUACUCGGUGUAUCUGAGGCUGUUGGCUGCGGGGUUUUACGGAGUCAGCUCAUUCCUCAUCGUUAUUGUCAACAAAAGCGUCCUCACCAGCUACAGAUUUCCAUCGUCAACAUGUGUCGGACUCGGCCAGAUGUUGGCUACAGUCGUAGUUCUGAGGAUCGGGAAGGCGCUUGGCAUUAUCUCCUUUCCAGAUACGGAUCUGAGUAUACCUCGCAAGAUGUUUCCACUGCCUCUACUGUAUGUCGGGAAUCAGAUAUCAGGGCUGUUUGGGACACAACGACUCAAUCUACCCAUGUUUACAGUUUUGAGGAGGUUCAGUAUUUUCCUCACCAUGGUGUUUGAGGGACUCCUGCUGAAGAAAACGUUCUCUACGUCAAUCAAGAUUACAGUGUUUACCAUGAUAUUCGGGGCUUUUAUUGCUGCAAGCGCCGAUUUAGCUUUCGACAUUGAAGGAUACAUGUGCAUAAUGCUGAACAAUGCUCUGACAGCGGCCAGUGGGGUGUAUACGAAGCAGAAACUUGAUUCCAAGGAGCUCGGCAAAUAUGGGCUUUUGUACUACAACGCUUUAAUCAUGAUAUUCCCCACUGCGGCAUACGCUUACUUCUCAGGGGACCUGCAAGUGGGCUUGGAGUUUGAUGGAUGGUCUGAUCAGCUGUUUGUGAUGCAGUUUGUACUCUCCUGCAUCAUGGGCUUCAUUUUAAUGUACUCCAUCAUGCUGUGCACGCAGUACAACUCAGCACUCACCACCUCCAUCGUGGGCUGUAUUAAGAAUAUCCUUGUGACGUAUCUUGGGAUGGUGUUCGGAGGAGACUACAUAUUCAGCUGGACUAACUUCCUAGGUUUGAACAUCAGCAUCGCAGGCAGCCUGGUGUACUCCUACAUCACUUUCACACAGGAGCAAACAAAAAAGGCGUAAUCCCCCGAGUCUCGACCCGACCAGAAGAACCACGUCCAGAAAACAGAAAUAUAUAUUUUCUGUUUUGUAACCAUGCUGUCCAAAUAUUUCACAAACAUUUAUAAAGUAUUCUGUUAGCAUACAUUUUUAAAUAAUGUUAUCUAAUUGUACUUUAUUUUUUAAUUAAGACCAAGUGCCUUCAAUUGUUUUUAUAAUUAUAUUUUGUGAUUUAUGAGCAUUUUUAUAUUUGACAAAUAAACUUAAAGAAUAUAUUUGAGUUUUUUUUAAUGCCAUUCCAUUUCAAUACUCACUUUUGAGUUAUUGGCCACCCUUGUCAUUUCCUUUUCUUUAUACUGGCUUUAAUUUGGCCUUUCUGAACGUGAGAUUACAUUCCUAGGUUGAAAUGAGGGGGGGCUCGAUGGUGUUAUUUUCCAAUCCUACUUUUGUUGCUGGGACAAAACACUGUGAAUGAAAACAUACAGACAGCUUCUUAACGCUUUUAUGACAUACUAAACUAUGAUUUUUUAUGACAAUUUUUGACAUAAUAUAUAACUACUUUUCAAUAUUUUUUGAAAUACUAUACUAGGAUUUUAUUUCCAUAUUUUUUAAAUACUAUACUAUGACUUUAAAAAAUAUAUUUUUAGAAAUACUUUACGAUUACAUUUUCGACAUUCUUUUCAAUUACGUUUUGACCACUAUAUUAUAAUUAUGAUGAUGAGUUUUUAUGACCUACUACAUACUCUGACUUUCCUAUGACCUCAUGACAUAUGUUCUGUCUUAGCUGCUCUGCUGUUCUGUAUGACAUAUUCUGCAGGGGACCUGGAAGUGCUCCCUCCAUCCUUUCUUGAUUACUUGGCACCUGUUGGCCAGCUGUCAGGCUCCGCCCACUUCCUCUGUCUCUCCCAGGCAGCAUUGUAAUCAGCCAUCACUUCCUGUUCCUAACCUUUGCUUGACUUUAUGAAAUAAACUUUGUUUUGCACAUUAUA
Messenger RNA from Trematomus bernacchii (emerald rockcod), 2005 nucleotides. Its product is annotated as UDP-N-acetylglucosamine/UDP-glucose/GDP-mannose transporter-like. The record is from RefSeq and is a predicted model, not a curated record. NCBI's taxonomy places the organism in Eukaryota, Metazoa, Chordata, Actinopteri, Perciformes, Nototheniidae. The transcript is spliced from 13 exons. Gene Ontology annotation, molecular function: GDP-fucose transmembrane transporter activity; antiporter activity. Bases 27 to 1040 code for a protein of 337 amino acids. Gene Ontology annotation, cellular component: Golgi apparatus.